Hydra vulgaris (swiftwater hydra) is the source of this 5378-nucleotide messenger RNA. RefSeq names its product voltage-dependent L-type calcium channel subunit alpha-1C. Gene Ontology annotation, molecular function: high voltage-gated calcium channel activity. The record is from RefSeq and is a predicted model, not a curated record. Gene Ontology annotation, biological process: calcium ion import across plasma membrane. Gene Ontology annotation, cellular component: voltage-gated calcium channel complex; membrane. Lineage: Eukaryota; Metazoa; Cnidaria; Hydrozoa; Anthoathecata; Hydridae.
CUUGUGACAUUGAGUUUACGUUUGUGAAGCAAAAUAAAAAACAUUGAGUUAUUCAAUCAUCAAUUUAUUUUUAAAAUUUUUUAAUAGAUUUAAAUGUACUGCAAAGAAGUUUUAAAUUCACAAAUUUCUAAGAAAAGAUGAUUGCUGAGAAAUUUAAAAGUCUUGAAUCUGGAAUAAAUGAUUCAGCAGUUAUUAAAAAAAGCAUUGCAGUAAUUAGCACCACGAAAGACCGGAACCGAAAAAAUUCUAAACCUUUGUUAGAACAAAAUCAUGGUAAAAAAAACAAGUUACACGAAAUCAAGCGUUUUAACCAAAUCAAUGCUCGAGUUAAACGUAAUGUUAUUUUAGUUUCAAAAUGGCUGAAUUCACCACAAGAACAAAAAAAAUAUGCAUAUCGUUCGUUGUUUAUUUUUGGUCCCAAAAAUAAAUUUCGUUUACUUGCCAUAAAGAUCACUGAGGCAAAGUUGUAUGAAUAUUUCAUACUACUCACCAUCAUAAUUACGUGUAUAAUUAUGGCUUUGGAUGUUCCUAUGCCUUAUGAAAGCAAAUCGAAAAUUAGCAAGUUUUCAGAUAAAGCUGAAUAUUUUUUUCUUGUCAUAUUUGGCUUAGAAGCUCUUCUUAAGAUUAUUGCAAAAGGUUUUGUUAUACACCCAAAUUCAUAUCUUAGAAGUUUGUGGAAUGUUAUUGAUUUUUUUGUCGUUCUUAUAAGUUUCACUGUUUUGUUUCAAAAUCAAAUGAAAAAUUCAAACGUAGAAUAUUCUCUCGAUGUAAGAGCAGUUCGUGCAGUUCGAGUAUUGCGUCCUCUCAAGUUUAUUACAAUUAUUCCAAGUGUACACAUCAUCAUGACAUCUAUUAUGAAAGCAGUUGUACCACUUUUGAAAGUAUUGUAUCUUUUUAGUUUCAUGAUUGCAAUUUAUGCUAUCAUUGGUUUACAGUUUAUGGUCAACAGAUUUAAAUACAGCUGUAAAAACGAUCUGACAAAAAAGUUUACAGACCAGCUUUGUGAUGGUUUUAUAAAUGGUACUACUAAAUACUUUGUUUCUGGUGUGAAAUGUGCAACAAAUGAGUCGUGUGUAGUAAGUAAUCUUGAAUUUAACAAUGGAAUUAAAACAUUUGACAACAUCUUUUUUGCUGUAUUAACAGUGUUCCAAUGUGUGACAACUGAUGCAUGGUCAGAAAUUAUGUACAAAACAUUUUACACCAUGGACAAAAAAGGGUACUUAUGGUCAACCUAUUAUGUUUCAUUGGUGAUGUUGGGUGCAUUUAUUAUACUAAAUCUGGUUCUAGGUGUUUUAAACGGGGAGUUCUCUAAAGAAAGAUCUAAAGUUGAGCAUAAAAGUGAGUUUAUAAAGCUUCGUGAAAAGAUAAAAUUAGAUCAAUCAUUUGAGUUUUACUUAAACUGGAUUUUAGAAGGAGAAGAAUUGGUGAUUGCUGAGGUGAAAAGUUUCAACAAUAAGUUUAACGCAUUAAAGUAUUUCACAGAAAUCAUUCAAGAGGAUUGUUCAAGUGGAUUAUUUAAGAUUCAAAAAGAUAAAACAUCAAGAAUCCAUUUUAUUUUAUAUAUAAAAUCUUUGCAAUUAAAAGCAAGGAAAUUAGUUAAGCAUAAAAUUUUCUUCUGGUUUGUUCUUUCAAUUGUUUUUCUUAAUACUAUUUUUAUGACCACCUAUCAUUUUGGCCAGCCUCGUUGGCUUGAUGACUUAAAAAUUCAUUUUGAGAGAGUGUUGGGAAGCAUAUUUAUUGUUGAGUUAAUGUUGAAAGUUUUUGCAUUCACAUUAAAAGGAUAUUGCAGAUCAUCAUUUCACAUUUUUGAAUUUGUUGUUGUUUUUCUAAGUUCCAUAGAGGUUUUCUCAAAUUGGUCUUUUGGUUUACCUGCUUUGCGUUGCUUUAUCUUACUUCGUGUUUUUAAAGUUACAAAGUACUGGUCAAGAUUUCAACAUAUUGUUGCAUCAUUUAAAAGCGCUAUGAAAUCAAUACUCAGUCUUUUUUUCCUUCUCCUUCUCUACAUAUUUAUUAAUGCACUUCUGGGAAUGCAUUUAUUAUCUGGAAGAAUUGAGAGUUUGCAAGUUCCAAAUUUUAAUGGUCUCACUAACUCUAUUCUUGCAGUAUUUCAGGUAAUUACUGGAGAAGAUUGGAGUAGUGUUAUGUAUAAUGGAAUGAAAGUAUAUGAGAAUGAUUGGAUGUUCUAUUUUGUUUGUGUAUACUUUUUAUUUCUAGUUUUGUUUGGCAACUACAUACUUCUCAACAUUUUCUUGGCCAUAGCUGUAGACAACCUUGCUAAUGCAGAAAUACUUACAGAUGAAGAAAUACAAGAUAAUAUUAUUAGAAUGGAAACUAAAAAAAAUCUAGUUCAAUUUUAUAAUAAUGGCAUAUCUGCAUCAUGUUCAAAAAAAUCUUUUUCAGAUGCCCAAUGGAAAUCUAUAGAAACCAAGGAUAAUCUUUAUUACAAAAAUCAAGAAAUCAGUGAUGUAGAAAAUAUAUACAGUGACAAAGUAGCAUAUUUUAAUGAUGUAAUAGCAGAACAGAGAUUGAGAAAGGAUGGAAGUAAAAUUAUAAAUAAGAACUUAAAGAGUGAUUUCAAUCCAGAAAAAUUUUUUCAAGUAAAUAACUUGAAAUUAAAAUUUGACAAAGAUGUUGAAAUGUCAAAAGAUGUAGCUACUACCAUAUUAUCUAAAAAAAGCAAUACAAAUUAUAAUGAAUUCAAUAAUGCAGAAAAAAAGUUGUUUAGUACUAAAAGUUAUUUGAACUUUGCAGAUGAUUUUGAAUCAAACAUUGUUAAACAAGGAUUUUUCAAGACAUUCAAGAAUAGUGUUGUCAAUAAAAAAGAAUCGAUUCAUAAUUUCAUUUUGAACAGCAACUCUUCUCUUUUUAUUUUCCCUUCUACAAACAGGUUUCGUGUGCUUUGUCAUUCAAUAGUCCGGUCAAAAUAUUUUGAUUUAGGAAUGAUUGCAAUUAUAUUGGUUCGUUCAUUAGUGCUAGCAAUUGAAGAUCCAAUAAAUCUUGAUUCUUAUCUUAAUAAUAUUAGCAGAAAAUGUGAUUAUAUUUUUACAGCCAUUUUUGGAAUUGAGAUUUUUCUUAAGAUAGUUGAUGUUGGUUUUGUUUUCAAUAAAGGAUCAUUUCUUCGUGAUUCAUGGAACCAACUUGAUGCAUUUGUUUUUUUUAUGAGUUUGCUUUCAAUCAUUCUUUCAAAUAUGUUACAAAAAGGCAACAUUGCUUUAAAAGUUGUUCGUGUGUUCAGAGUACUACGACCACUCAAAGUUGUUCAAUAUGUAAAAAAGCUAAAAAUAAUAUUUUUAUGUAUGAUAUAUUCAUUCAAAGUCAUUGGAUUUGUUUUGAUAAUUGCUUUUUUGAUGCUGCUUAUUUUUGCAUGUAUUGGUGUUCAGCUUUUUAAGGGAAAGUUCUAUUAUUGCACCGAUGAAAUUAUAAACAAUGAAGAUGAAUGCAAAGGACUUUAUUUCAAAUAUGAUACUAAUUCAUAUAAAGAUAUAGAGAUGUUUCCAAAGGAAGAACCUAGAAAUUGGGAAAAUGCAAAAUUUCAUUUUGACAAUGUCUUGAAUGCUUUAGUAACUCUUUUUGUGUGUUCUACAGAAGAUAACUGGCCGGCAAAGAUGUAUAAGGCAAUGGAUAUACCUAAAGAAAACGUAGGGCAUUUGGUUAAGAGUUAUUCUUUUGCAGGAAUUUAUUUUAUUGUUUUUAUGGUGAUAUUUACUUUCUUGAUAAUCAACAUAUUUGUUGCAUUAAUUAUUCUGACGUUUCAAAAACAAGGUGAAAUAGAGAUCCAAGGUGGUCUUGACCAAAAUCAACAUGCUUGUUUGGAAUAUGUCCUAAACAGUGAACCUUGCAAAUCUUUUAUGCCAUUAAAUGAAUCAAGUAUAUCUUUUCGGAUGUGGCAUUUUGUUAAAUCCUAUCAUUUUGAUAACUUAAUGAUGUUAAUAACUUUGAUUAACAUGUUACUGCUUAUGUUAAGGUAUAAAGGAAUGACUCCCAACUAUAAAGAUAUGUUGGUUAAAAUUAAUGGAGGAUUUACUAGUCUGUAUUUAAUUGAAGCUCUUCUAAAGAUAGUAGCAUAUAGAGUGAAUUACUUUAAAGAUUUUUGGAAUUUGUUCGACAUAGCUGUGAUUUUAGGUGGAUUCCUCGAUAUUGUUUUUACUUUUUUCUUUAUGAUUGCAUGGUUAGAUCCUACAAUGUUUCGAUUGUUCAGAGUUGCACGUCUACUUAAGCUUUUUAAAAGACAAACUGGCGUUGAAGUUAUUUUGUGGACACUUUUAAAAUCUCUUAAAAAUUUAGCUUAUGUUAUUGUAUUGAUUCUUAUUACCACUUAUGUUUAUGCUAUCAUGGGAAUGCAGUUGUUUGGCAACAUCAAGUUAGAAAAGACUAAUCAACUAAAUGAGAUGAACAACUUCUGUGACAUUUUUAAAACUAUUCUACUUCUAUUUCGGUGUUCUUCUGGUGAUAAUUGGAGUGAAAUAAUGAGUGAAUGUUAUGAUAAUGCCAAAUGCGAUGAAAAUUAUUUAUUACAUUCAAAUGUUCCAUGUGGUAAUACUAUGUUGGCUCGAAUUUAUUUUAUUUCAUAUAUGUUUCUCUCAAGGUUUUUUCUUCUCAAUUUGUUUGUUGCAGUAAUCAUGGAUAACUUUGAAUAUUUAACUCGUGACAACUCUAUAAUGUGUUUACGAGAUUUAAAAGAUUUUGUUAGCUGCUGGUCACAAUUUGAUCCUCAGGCAACAGGAUACAUCACAGAUGACAAACUGUAUGAAUUAAUGCGCUUAACAUCUCCUCCUAUCGGAUUUGGUACCAAAUGUCCUAAAGCUGUUUGUUUGAAGCGUAUGAUGCAGAUGAACAUUCCACUAAACGCUGAUAGUAAUGUGUCUUUUCAUACUGUUUUGAUGACUCUAGUUCGAUGUGGUUUGAAGAUUCAUUUGAAUAAAACUGAUGUAGAGUUUAAGAAUAUUAUCAAGUCUUUAUGGCCAGCUAUUGCUUUGAAAUCUCUAGAUAAAUUUUUUCCUGAGUUAACAGUAGAUAACAACCAAUUAACAGUUAGAAAGGUAUUUUCCAUAAAACUUAUUUUUAUGAGUUUUCAAAAGAAAAAACAUAAACUGUUCAGAGAAGAAGAAACCGUUACGAUUUAAUCUUCGAAAGGAGUUUUAUCUGUGUUUGCAAUAUGUUUCUUUUUUCAAUUAUUUAGUAAUUAUCUUCUUCAGUCAAACUAUUUACCAACUGAGCAUAAUUUUAAAUAUUGUUGCACAUAGAACUAUUAUUUUGUAUUAAAAAUAUAUGUCUGUAUUUGUAUAUAUACAUUUUUAAAUACUUAUUUCGUUCAGUCAUUUUUCUUAUGAAAUUUGCAACCUAUCGCUCAAAUUUAUGGAAUAAACAAUUCGUAAUAC